Messenger RNA from Tyto alba (common barn owl), 5443 nucleotides. It is a transcript of the gene GRM5, whose product is annotated as glutamate metabotropic receptor 5. NCBI's taxonomy places the organism in Eukaryota, Metazoa, Chordata, Aves, Strigiformes, Tytonidae. Gene Ontology annotation, cellular component: postsynaptic density membrane. The record is from RefSeq and is a predicted model, not a curated record. Gene Ontology annotation, molecular function: G protein-coupled receptor activity involved in regulation of postsynaptic membrane potential; adenylate cyclase inhibiting G protein-coupled glutamate receptor activity. Gene Ontology annotation, biological process: trans-synaptic signaling by endocannabinoid, modulating synaptic transmission; regulation of synaptic transmission, glutamatergic; G protein-coupled glutamate receptor signaling pathway.
GAUGCAGGGAUGCUGGAGGAUAUGGGAAAGCCUCGGCUGACUUCUGGAGGGAAGGGUUAACCGAGGAAAGAGGCAUUUGAGGAUUAUUCAGUUCCAGAAGGUCUGUGCGUGGAAUGCUAUCUCUGCCGUGGCUGAAAAUAAGAGGUGCCUACCCCUGCUCGUCUUGAUUAUUGCCACCGAAGGGACCGCUUUGCCACCACUGUAGGAAGAAAUAAUUGUUGCCACCGAGAAGGUUAUGAGGAUUAUGAUCACAUGUGCAGCUCUGCAUAUCUGUCCACUUGGAGAUGAUGGUGACUCCUUAGAGAAUACACGCAAACUCCUGGUUAACCAUCAGCAUAGUGCUCCUUUUAUCCAAAAGAUUUGAUAACUGCUUUUCACCAGCUCUCCGAUUUUGUUACAUCAUGUCUCUACCAGCCUAAAACAUUUCCUAAAAUGGUUCUUUUGCUGUUCCUUGCAAUCCUAUUAUUGAAGGAAGAUGUCUGUGGGAACUUUGGGCUUUUGGUUUCAGCACAAGCAAAUGAAAGGAGGGUGGUUGCACACAUGCCUGGUGAUAUUAUCAUUGGAGCUCUAUUCUCUGUCCAUCAUCAACCAACUGUUGACAAGGUUCAUGAAAGGAAAUGUGGAGAGGUAAGAGAGCAGUAUGGCAUUCAGAGAGUGGAGGCAAUGCUACAUACCCUUGACAGAAUUAAUCUGGACCCCACACUGCUGCCAAAUAUAACACUAGGAUGUGAAAUAAGGGACUCCUGCUGGCAUUCUGCUGUGGCUCUGGAGCAGAGUAUUGAGUUUAUAAGGGACUCUCUAAUUUCAUCGGAAGAAGAGGAAGGGAUGGUGCGAUGUGUGGAUGGAUCAUCAUCAUCUUUCCGCUCCAAGAAACCCAUUGUUGGUGUUAUUGGACCUGGCUCUAGCUCAGUUGCUAUCCAGGUCCAGAACUUAUUGCAGCUUUUCAAUAUACCUCAGAUUGCUUAUUCUGCCACAAGCAUGGACCUAAGCGACAAAACUCUGUUCAAGUAUUUUAUGAGAGUUGUGCCAUCUGACGCACAGCAAGCACGGGCUAUGGUGGACAUUGUCAAGCGCUAUAACUGGACUUAUGUUUCUGCUGUACAUACUGAAGGAAACUAUGGUGAAAGUGGAAUGGAAGCUUUCAAAGAUAUGGCGGCCAAGGAAGGGAUCUGCAUUGCACAUUCCUACAAGAUCUAUAGCAAUGCUGGUGAACAGAGCUUUGACAAACUGCUGCGAAAGCUUCGGAGCCACCUGCCAAAGGCAAGAGUUGUUGCCUGCUUCUGUGAAGGCAUGACUGUGAGAGGGCUCUUAAUGGCUAUGCGACGCCUGGGACUCGCUGGAGAAUUUUUGCUGCUGGGCAGUGAUGGCUGGGCAGACAGGUAUGAUGUGACAGAAGGGUAUCAGCGUGAAGCUGUCGGUGGAAUAACGAUCAAGCUCCAGUCUCCUGACGUGAAAUGGUUUGAUGAUUACUACUUACAACUUCGGCCAGAAACCAAUCAUCGAAAUCCAUGGUUUCAGGAAUUUUGGCAGCACAGGUUCCAGUGCCGUUUGGAAGGGUUUCCUCAAGAAAAUCCUAAAUACAACAAGACUUGCACACGCCAGAUGACUCUCAGGACACAGCAUGUUCAGGACUCCAAGAUGGGCUUUGUAAUCAACGCAAUAUACUCAAUGGCGUACGGCCUCCACAAUAUGCAGAUGUCGCUGUGCCCAGGCUAUGUGGGCCUCUGUGAUGCCAUGAAGCCCAUAGAUGGUCGGAAGCUCCUGGAAUCCCUCAUGAAGACUAAUUUUACUGGGGUCUCUGGGGACAUGAUCUUGUUUGAUGAGAACGGUGACUCACCAGGAAGAUAUGAAAUCAUGAAUUUUAAGAAAAUGGGGAAGGACUACUUUGAUUAUAUCAAUGUUGGCAGCUGGGACAAUGGUGAGCUGAAAAUGGACGAUGAUGAAAUAUGGUCAGAGAAAAAUAAUAUCAUCAGAUCUGUGUGCAGUGAACCCUGUGAAAAAGGCCAGAUAAAGGUGAUCCGUAAAGGAGAAGUAAGUUGCUGUUGGACCUGCACUCCGUGUAAAGAGAACGAAUAUGUAUUUGAUGAAUAUACAUGUAAAGCCUGCCAGCUCGGCUCCUGGCCCAAUAACGACCUCACAGGUUGUGACCUCAUCCCAGUUCAGUAUCUCAGAUGGGGUGAUCCUGAACCAAUUGCAGCAGUUGUUUUUGCAUGCCUGGGUCUUCUGGCCACCUUGUUUGUUACAGCUAUAUUCAUAAUGUACCGUGAUACUCCAGUGGUCAAAUCAUCCAGCAGAGAACUUUGCUACAUCAUUCUAGCUGGCAUCUGCUUGGGUUACUUGUGUACCUUCUGUCUUAUCGCAAAACCUCAACAGAUUUACUGUUAUCUUCAGCGAAUUGGCAUUGGCCUCUCCCCAGCUAUGAGUUAUUCUGCUCUAGUAACUAAAACCAACCGCAUUGCAAGAAUCCUGGCUGGAAGCAAGAAGAAAAUUUGUACCAAGAAACCUAGGUUCAUGAGUGCUUGUGCUCAACUGGUUAUUGCAUUUAUCUUGAUAUGUAUACAAUUAGGCAUAAUUGUUGCCCUCUUUAUAAUGGAGCCACCAGAUAUAAUGCAUGAUUACCCAAGCAUCCGAGAGGUCUACCUGAUUUGUAACACCACCAACUUGGGUGUUGUAACUCCCCUUGGAUAUAAUGGAUUAUUAAUUUUGAGUUGCACCUUUUAUGCAUUUAAGACAAGAAAUGUCCCAGCUAAUUUCAAUGAAGCAAAGUAUAUUGCCUUUACAAUGUAUACCACCUGCAUCAUUUGGCUGGCUUUUGUGCCAAUAUAUUUUGGAAGCAACUACAAGAUAAUCACCAUGUGUUUCUCAGUGAGUCUGAGUGCCACGGUGGCCCUCGGUUGUAUGUUUGUGCCCAAGGUCUAUAUCAUCCUUGCUAAGCCUGAAAGGAAUGUACGCAGCGCAUUCACUACAUCGACUGUGGUCCGCAUGCACGUAGGGGAUGGAAAGUCAUCUUCAGCUGCAAGCCGCUCAAGCAGCCUGGUGAACCUGUGGAAAAGAAGGGGAUCAUCUGGUGAAACCCUUAGGUACAAAGGCAGGAGACUGGCCCCGCACAAGUCGGAAAUAGAGUGUUUCACCCCAAAAGGGAGUAUGGGGAAUGGUGGGAGAGCUACAAUGACCAGUGAAGAAUCUGUUUGCAUUCCAGACUGUAAUCGAUCUGAGUCAAGUAGAGAGGAGAAAAAGGUUCCUGUUAAAGAGGAUGCUCUAACAGUCAAAAAGACUGGAAACUGUGUCAGUCUAAUAGUUCCACAGCAAGACUGUCAGCUGCAAGACCUACUCAAACACUCUAAUGGGAAAUCGGUUUCCUGGGCCCAGAAUGAGAAAAGCAGCAGAGGAGCACACCUUUGGCAGCGGUUGUCAAUCCACAUCAAAAAAGAAAACCCCAAUCAAACUGCAGUGAUUAAGCCUUUUUCUAAAAGCACAGAUAGUAGCCGACAUAGUAGCAGUGCUACAUUUCCUGAGGCCAGUGCCAAAACGCUUUACGAUGUUUCAGAAGCUGAAGAGCAAUACCCAGCUCAAUAUCGACCACAGACUCCCUCACCUAUCAGCACCUUGAGUCACAGAACUGCCUCCGUUAGCCGAACAGAAGAUGAUGCCCCUACCUUCCAGUCAGACCCUCCUCAGAGAAGUAGCUCCUCUCAAGGAUCCCUCAUGGAGCAGAUCAGUAGUGUGGUUACUCGCUUUACAGCCAAUAUCAGUGAGCUGAACUCCAUGAUGCUUUCAACAGCCACUCCAGGGACAAUGGUGGCCACUCCUCUCUGCUCUUCAUACCUGAUUCCACGGGAAAUUCAGCUCCCUACAACAAUGACCACGUUUGCAGAGAUCCAACCACUUCCUGCCAUUGAAGUAAAUGGCGCUUCACAGUCAGCUAGGAAACCUUCAAAUGGCAGCAUCAAAGAAGGCACUUCAGAGGCCCCAACAGCCAAGCAAGACCUUGAGGAGUUGGUAGCUUUAACUCCUCCUUCUCCUUUUAGAGACUCCAUCGAUUCUGGAAGUGCAUCUCCCAGCUCUCCAGUUUCUGAAUCAGCUCUCUGUAUCCCAUCCUCCCCAAAAUAUGACACACUCCUCAUCAGAGAUUAUACUCAAAGUUCUUCUUCGCUGUGAAUGUAGUUCAAGACAACGUUGGAUCUCAACAACUACAAGCAAGUAGUGAGGGGACAGCCAAGCCUUCAAGAUCUCCAGUGAUUACACAGAUAGAGAGGCAUUGGGUCAUCUUGUUAGAAACAGAGAGGAAGAAGAGGAAUUACUUGAGAAGUGGAAACAUCAGAUUAAUUAUGCUGUUUUAAAGACAAAAUGACUCUUGGCAGAUUUUCGUGGCCUUAAAAAAACAUGGGCUUUUCAGAGACACUGAAUCUAUUUUUGAGGGCUUAUAAGGAGUCUGUUAAAUCAGUUACAUACCAAGUGCUUUGCUUUAGUAUUACAAUGAACCGUGUGUACAAUAUACGGGGCGGACGGGAAACUAGAUUGUAAACAACUGUACAAUGGUUUGUUUGUUUACUCUGAUUCCUUACCCAGAAAUGAACCUUGAUCUUUUAUCAAGAAUGGAAGACCAAACAUUGAAUGUACAUUUUCUAACAGACUCAAAUCUGGGACCAACCUGUCAAGCUUUCUUUCUCUUUUUUUUUUCUAAGAAGAUCUCAAAAAGCAGUAAUGUAUGUUCAAUAACUACCAAACUUUUUGCUGAAGCAUAUUGUGUCCGUGAUACAUUACACGUGGAUAACACUAAGCUGAGGCUUUGCAGUGAGUGACUGCAAUAUGGAGGGCUUUACAAGUGACUUCUCAACCUACACAUUUGUUAAGAAAUUCUCUUCUAUCAGUAUCAAAAAUUAGAUUUGUUAACAUUGGAUUCACCAUCACAGCAACAAAACCCAAGGAAGAUUUCCUGACUAUUUCACCGUGUUGCCAACUAAUAAUGAAGUAGCAAAAAAUAUUUUCUGGAGUACUGUUUUGUAAUUCCCUUAUCAGGGCAAGUUGUUGAGGUGAAUAUUCUCUUUCUAGCAGCACUACCAAGCUAUAUUAUAGCUGCACACCCUACUGAAAUUAACACAUUUUUAUGGACAUUCUUAUGCUAACAUUACUAGUUAAAAUACUUAUUUGGGCUCCCAUAGUCUUUGCUUGUAAGGAACAGGUAAACACCUUAAAGAUUUUCUCCAUACUUUGAAUGACAGAAUUCUAGGAGGCCAAUUUGGGUUAUGUGAGUGGAAAGGUUGUCAUAAUCAUAAUUCAUAUGUAGGGAAAAAAAAAUCUGUGUCAAAAUCUGCUUAGAGGUGAUUUAGCUACUCUUUAAUAAGCAACAAUUUUAAAUUUCUUUAGCUGCUGAUGCCUUGCAGCUGUGAACUGUGACAAAAAAAAAAAAAAAAAAAAAAAAAAAGAAAACAUUCUUUCGAAG